CAAUGACCAUAAAGAAGAAAAUCCAGACCAAAUAUCGCCUUCCAGUUUUGAACUGGACACCGCUCAAACCACAGCAGCUUAAAGGGACCAUCUUCUCAGAACUGGAUGAUGAGAGAUUGUAUAAUGUCAUAGACUUCAAUGAAUUUGAAGACAUCUUCAGAUUAGGCCCCGCAGGGCCACUGUCAGUAGCUGGUGAUGGCACACCAAAAACACUAAAGAGAAAUAAGAAAGCCGAGACCAUCUCAUUAUUAGAACCCAACAGACUUCGCAAUGUCGCCAUCACAAGACGAAAAAUUGAAUUAUCCAAUGAUGACAUUGUACGGGCUAUCAAUGGGCUGGAUCUGAAGAAGCUGUCUCUAGACAUUGUAGAUAUUAUGAUGACAAUCCUACCAAAUGAACAAGAGGUGAAAGCUUACAAAAACUUUGAGAGAGACAAACAGCCUGUUGCAGUUUUAUCUGAUGAGGAUAAGUUCAUGCUUCAGAUGGUGAAAGUCGAGAGACUUACUCAAAAACUUCAGAUAAUGAGCUUCAUAGGGAACUUUGAUGAUAACAUCCGCCAGCUUCAGCCGCAAGUCAAUGCAGUGAUAUCAGCCUCCAUGUCAUUAAAGAAUUCACACAAGUUCAGGAAAAUUAUGGAGAUAAUCCUGGCACUGGGGAACUACAUGAACAGUAACAAGCGAGGUGCAGUCUAUGGUUUCAAGUUGCAGAGUCUGGACAUGCUGGUAGAUACAAAGUCAGGGGACAAGAAGACAACAUUGAUGGAUUUCUUGGCUUUGACUGUACAUGACAAGUUCCCUGACCUCCUCAAUUUUGACUCUGAGCUCCGUUUUCUGGACAAAGCAGCCGUUGUAUCCAUGGAGAACAUCAACACUGACAUCCAUGAACUGGAGCGAGGGAUGGAGCUGACAAAACGAGAAUCAAUCCUUCGUAAGGACUCCCGUGACUACCCACCCAUCCUCAAGGAUUUCCUCUCAGGUGCAGAAGAUGUGUUCAAGAAGCUGAUUGGAGAUGUCAAAACAGCUCAAGAUGCCUACAAGAAGGUGGUUGAGUUCUAUGGAGAAAAUCCGAGGAGUAUCUCUCCGGCUCAGUUCUUUUCACAGAUUGUUAGAUUUGUGAACAGUUUUAAG
Molecule: messenger RNA, 1127 nt
Organism: Candidula unifasciata
Lineage: Eukaryota; Metazoa; Mollusca; Gastropoda; Stylommatophora; Geomitridae
Source: the annotation of a GenBank genome assembly